AUAUCCACAGACUACUUCAUUCUCACUUGUGGAAGCUUUGGAAAAGAACAAAAAGAAAAUGUAUAGCAAAUUAGUCCUUCCUGGCUUUAUUAAGGCCACCAUAGGAAGAAAAAGUUUCACAAGAGAAACACUAGUGCAUGAGUCCAGUAAGAGUAACCGGUGUGCCAUUUUCCCAGCCAGUAGUGUCAGCUUGGUAGCCAAAACUCUAGUUCAAAAGCCCAGAAAAAGUGUUAGUAAAGAUGGCACUCUUAUUCGAGAGUCCGGGAAGAGUAACAAGUGUGUGAUUUUCUCAGCCAACAAUAAUAAUGUCAGCUUGGUAGCCAAAAGUUUGGAAAGAAAAGACCAUGAUUGGUUUGUUCAGUCAACAGUUCCAAGUGAUUUGAUCAUCCAAGUUGGUGAUUCAAGCUUUCAUUUGCACAAGCUCCCUGUGGUCUCAAGAAGUGGAUAUUUGAAUAAAGUGAUUUUUGAUAGAAGUAAUAAUAAUGGGGCCAGAGACAAAAGCCUCAAGAUACCCAUAGGCAUAGACAAUCUUCCAGGAGGAGCCAAAACUUUUGAGUUAGUCGUAAAGUUUUGUUAUGGGUGGGAAGUUGAUAUUACAUGUGCCAAUAUUGCUCCCCUAUAUUGUGCUGCCCAGUUCUUGGAUAUGAGUGAUGAUCUUGAACAAGGCAACCUCAUAUCCAAAACUGAGGCAUUUCUAAGCUUUUCGAUAUUUUCGUCAUGGAAAGACACCUUUAUAAUUUUGAAAAGCUGUGAAAAUCUUUCUUCGUUGGCCAAAGAGCUGCAAAUUGUUAAGAGAUGCUCAGAGUCCAUUGCUUUGAAGGCCUGCACAAACCUUAAAGACUUAAGUUCUGGAGAAGAUGGUCCGCAUUGCUUUCAUCAUCUUCCAAUAUUAAAACUUGAGAAUAAGGAAGUUGACCAUUGGUGGUUUGAAGAUGUCUCUUCACUUAGAAUAGAUCAUUUCAUUGAGGUAAUUCAGUCCAUAAAAAGUAAAGGGAUGAAGCCAAAGCUUGUUGGAUCAUGUAUAGCUCACUGGACCACUAAAUGGCUCUCCAGUAGUGUCAAUCUCAGUGAGCUUGAUGACACUACGUACCCCAAUCCCAAAAACAUGACUACUUAUCAUUUACAAAGAGUCACAAUAGAGUGUCUGAUUAGAGUACUUCCAACUGAGGAAAACUCAGUUUCUUGUAACUUUCUACUUCACCUUCUUAAGGCAGGUUUGGCAUUGCAGAUCAGCUCGGAGUUGUUGAAAAUGCUCGAACGACGAAUAGCGCCUUUGUUGGAGCUCUGUCGCGCUCCAGAUCUUCUGGUUAAGAACUAUGGAGACAGUGACAAUAAUAAUAAUGUCCAUGAUGUUGGCAUUGUUAAUAAGGUGGUGGAAGCUUAUGCUUCUCUUCAUCAGAUCAAUCGCAAGAAGAAAAUACUAGUAGUUGGGAGGUUAGUGGAUGACUAUCUUACACUAGUAGCAAGAGAAGAGAAACUUCAUGUCAAGAGUUUCCAGUCACUUGUGGAAGCUUUGCCAAAAGAAGCUCGGUUUUGUGAUGACAAUCUCUAUAGAGCCACUGACUUGUAUCUCAAGGCACAUCCUGGGUUAACAGAAGAUGAAAGAACAAGUUUAUGCAGAUUCUUGGAAUACCAUAGAUUAUCACAAGAUGUUCGAGAACAAGUUAUUAAGAACAACCGUUUGCCACUGAAAAUUGCAACUAGAUUUAUGCUUCUAGAGCAAGUGAGCAUGACAAGGUCAAUGGCAAGUAGUAAUAAUAAUACUACUAUCAAGACUCAUGCAUUUGUUAGAGCAAAUAAUCGAAGCUUGGGGAAAGAGAAAUGUUGGAAGAAUUGCCAAAAGGAAAUAAGAAAAAUGACCAAAGAUUUGGAGACCAUGAAUGCACAACUCAAUGAUCUUCAAGUCUGUAAAUUAAAGAUUCAAAGACAAAUGUUGAGAUGUCUUAAUAUUUGAAGAUUUUAUUAGUGAAUGUGAAUAGAGUUGGGUUUUGGGUUUUGGGUUUUGGUUACUAUGCCUUGUAAGACAAAUUUGGCUCUUUAAUAUUAGAAAGGUCUUAACAUGUUUAUGUUCA
Molecule: messenger RNA, 2072 nt
Organism: Humulus lupulus (European hop)
Lineage: Eukaryota; Viridiplantae; Streptophyta; Magnoliopsida; Rosales; Cannabaceae
Product: root phototropism protein 3-like
Exons: 4
Coding region: 59-1954 (631 amino acids)
Molecular function (GO): protein binding
Source: RefSeq, a predicted model, not a curated record